AUGGUAAUGAGUACAGAAGAAGAAUACAGAAUGCAUCGAAUUGCUAUUUAUUCAAUUGUUCUUUUCUUUGAAGUUUUCGGAUUAUUUGGAAAUGUUAAUUUGAUUGUUGUGUUACUGAGAAACAAGAUGCUGCGGUCCAAUUUUGGAUGUAUAAUGCUCGCACUUGCGUUUUUCCACACUAUCUGCUUAAUCUUCGAGCUUAUAAACAUGGGAUACGGUAUUCUUGCAGUAGCCAUACCAUUCAAGUAUAGGAACUUCAAUUUGUCUUGGUAUCUACCUUUCUUGUUUUUUCUACCAGUUUGCUAUGCAAUCGGAAUAGCUACAUCUGCAAAAAUACUUCUUGAUAAUUCGGAAAUUUUGAUGUGCAAUCCCCCCUCAUCAAUGGUUCCAUCUGUCCGUGAAUGUUGGUAUGAGAUAAUGCUCACUUUCUCUUUUCUGACUGUUAUAUUUUAUUCGGGUGCACUCGGAUUAUUAUCCAUUAAAAUGCGUCGCAAUUCAUCAGACAUUCGCCUGAUUGAGAAAAAAGCACUGCGAACCCUGAAAGUUCUCAUUGUUAUCUUCCUGUUCACUCGAUUCUUCUCCACGGGACUCGCCACGUUGGUAUCUGUUCUGAAAGUGAAUCCAGAGUAUAUUGCUCUUGUACAUAAUUACAACGUAAUCCCAGCAAUGGCUGCUUACUCUCAAAACGCCUACGUCUGCUUCUUCCGAAGUGAAGAAUAUCGUCGACUGCUCACUGAACAGAUUUCAACUUACAUGCCUUGUAUUAAAGCAGUAUUCCCAAUCAAGUCAGCUGAACGGAGUACGAGUUUCAAACGAGGAGUCACUGUUGUUAAAUUCUAG
Caenorhabditis remanei is the source of this 840-nucleotide messenger RNA. RefSeq lists its product as uncharacterized. Gene Ontology annotation, molecular function: G protein-coupled receptor activity. Gene Ontology annotation, biological process: G protein-coupled receptor signaling pathway. The record is from RefSeq and is a predicted model, not a curated record. Lineage: Eukaryota; Metazoa; Nematoda; Chromadorea; Rhabditida; Rhabditidae. Bases 1 to 840 code for a protein of 279 amino acids. The transcript has 6 exons. Gene Ontology annotation, cellular component: membrane.